Molecule: messenger RNA, 2707 nt
Organism: Alosa alosa (allis shad)
Lineage: Eukaryota; Metazoa; Chordata; Actinopteri; Clupeiformes; Clupeidae
Exons: 4
Coding region: 257-1348 (363 amino acids)
Source: RefSeq, a predicted model, not a curated record
CCCCUUGUUGUAUACUAUUCAGAACCUGGCCAGAAUGUCUUAAACUUUUAUUUUUUUACCUUUCAGAUCUGAAAAUGAUCGCCUUCGGGCCGCAGCCUACUUGCAAACGGCCUCUCACCUCCUUAGAGAGCCAAAUAGUGAUACAGCACGUAGUGCCACAUGUAUUCCCUACCACCCAUCAGUUCAGUCUUUGCGGCCAAACCCUUUAAUCCCUCACAUUGCCUCUAACACGCAUAACUCAUCCUCUCAAGAACAAAUGCCUGUAGAAACCUAUAUCCCCCCACACACGAACACACACAAAUGCACCCCCACACCGUGCCCUAGCCCACAGCAGACCUACAUCCCCACACACUCCAGCACAUUGUCCUUUCAGGGAGGAAGUAUAACUGCCUUGUCACAGCAGGGAAAUAGGCACUCCUUUCUCCCCAAAGCACCCAGCAGCAUUCAGUCCACUUUGAGGACUCUUUUUCAGCCCUAUAAUGCUGCAGGACAAAGUGGAAGGAUGCAUAGACAUAUGCAGGUGUUUUGUUGUGUGCAUGAGCCUCUGUGCACUUUGGCACCAUCACAGGCAAAAAAAGAAAUGUUAACUUUAGCAGGCCUUGGUCAUCGUAGACUAGAACUCAAGUCUGUGACUGGGACAUUUGAAGAGUUUCGGGAUCAGCUCUUUGAAGCCUACCCUCUACUAAUAAAUGCUGGUGGGUUUAAAUUGAUGAGAGGUGGUAGAAGCCAAACAUUGGAAGACAUCCCCAUGCCAGUCUAUGGUUACACAAUCCCUUUUCUCAAGACCCUAAGUUUGCUUCGCAAAGCAAUAGCCUACAUUAUACCAUUGCAAAAGGCCCUCCCUCUCAACUGUGGCAGCCUACCAGUCAUGGCUGAUAUGAAUGUGAUCAAAGAAGUUUGCCAGUCCUGUUCUGCAUCCGUACCCCUGUUUGAAUUACAGAAGCAUAUUCAGCAGUGUGGACGGGCCAGUUUGCAUGAGGAGUCCAUAAUCCAUAUGUCCAGUUUGCAUGAGGAGUCCAUAAUCCAGUCAAGCCCUAGAGGAAGUUCCUCCUGGCCUUUGAGAGUUGUGUUGAUACAAGACCCUUUUAUGGAAAAAUUCAAUCCGAAUGAUGCUGAGAAGAUGCGAACUGUUAUGGUGUCUCUAUCCCUGAACACCCAACAGUUUGAGGAAGUACUACGUAAAGAGUUCCCUUUCCUUGGGAGUUCACCAUUUGAACUCUGUAGACUGGGGAAAAACAGACUGUUGCAUCCCCUGUCCUGCCCAAUUAAAACACCAUCUGCCAUCCGAGCCAGUGGGGAGCUUGGCCGAUCCGCUCUUUAUAUCAGGCCCCAGGUAUUUGUCCACUAAGUAGUACAGUACAUUUGUGAAACUUUACAUCUUGUAUAAAUAAUAAGUGUUUGCAUAUAUACAGGUCAGGCUUAACACAUGUUUAUUUGUUUCCUGUCAUUUCUGCUGGGACUUCAGAGGAAAUGUGCAUCAACUUUAAAUUGCUGGUGUAUCAUUCUACAUCUUUCUAUGAAAUCUUUCUGCACCAGACACUUAACUAAUUUAACUUGUUUACAUGCCCCAAUGUUCUGGUUAAAUGGGCAUAUGUCUGGUCUUUUUAGGGUUUAGUCAAUAUUUGGGUUUUUUAGGAAUAUAAGAUUAAUCCGGUUAUGGCAAUUGGAAUGAGGUGCUUACACGACCACGCUACCAGUAAAAUACAUUUUAUUUUAUAUUGCAGAUAUACUCCAUAGCAAUAGCAUCCAUCCCUUUCAACAAGACUGAGCCCUUAGCUUUAAAUAUUUAUAUAACUAACAGACUUACUGUUUGCUUUUGUGCUUGAAGGAAAAUUACUCUGAUGGUGGGUCUCCCACUCCUGCUGUCAUUAGAUCAGCCCACCCCUCCCCUUGCCACCAAGGGACUCCCAGUGUCGUAAUCGAGGUAUCACAUGCCUGGCCUUUGCCUCCUGUCUCUCCACCUUCUAUGAAUCCAGCCUGCCCUCCUUGCCAGCAAACCACGGCAACGCCUAACAUCAGCCCAGCCUGCUCCCCUUGCUGGCGAUACACGCCGCCUCCUAACAGCCCAGCCUGCCCACCUUGUCAGGCAGCAACUCCAGCCUCGUCACCUCAUUCAGCCUCAUCAGAUAUAACAUGGUCUCCACCAAAUGAGACAUUUGAAGAAAUAAUUUUAGAUGAGACCUCAUUUGUUGGCGUUAAUGAAGCAGACUUGGAAGAUUCACCAGAUCGUUUUGAAAGCCUGGUUAAAGCGUUACAGAACAGGUUGCCUGAACUUCCACCACCACGGAGCAACACAAUUAAUGUUGUUAGGGAUGAUGUAUUUAAUGUUGUUAGGGAUGAUGUAUUUAAUGUUGUUAGGGAUGAUGUAUUUAAUGUUGUUAGGGAUGAUGUAUUUAAUGUUGUUAGGGAUGAUGUAUUUAAUGUUGUUAGGGAUGAUGUAUUUAAUGUUGUUAGGGAUGAUGUAUUUAAUGUUGUUAGGGAUGAUGUAUUUAAUGUUGUUAGGGAUGAUGUAUUUAAUGUUGUUAGGGAUGAUGUAUUUAAUUGUGCAGAAAGGGCCUUUAAACGACAAAGGUUCAACCCGGAAGCCCCCCAUUUGGGUCAGUGGAGGGGGCUGUAGACCAAUGACGGGUCAGUGGAGGGGGCUGUAGACCAAUGACGGGUCAGUGGAGGGGGCUGUAGACCAUGACGGGUCAGUGGAGGGGGCUGU